UAUAUACAUAGAAUUUAGUUUCCAGAAAUCACACAGAACCAACUUCCUUUCUUCCUAUGAGCUUCUUAUAAUAAUCAUAUAUAUACAAUCAUAUCAGUAAAAAUCUCAACAUGGUUCAUAUCUUUUCAUGAUAAUUGAUUCAUGCUCAAAUUUAAAGCUUAAAUCAAGCCUAAAGUUUCAACCCCAUUAAAGGUAAGAGCUAAUUUUUGUUAAAGUUUUGAAAUUUUUUCAUAUGGGCUUCAAGAAAUGUGUUUAUUUAGUUUCUAAGAUUUAAUAUUUAAGUUAGAAUACUCUGUAAGUUAUUUGGGGCAAAAAAGGUUAUAUGAAUUGUCUUGCAAAGAUUGAAACUUUAAGUAGUUUGGGGCAAAAUAGAUUUAUGAUUGUAGUAAUUAUAUUCCAAAGAUUGGGACUUUAAGUUGUUAGGGGCAAAAUAGGUUUAUGAUUGUAGUAGUUAUAUUCCAAAGGUUGAGACUUUAAGUUGUUUAAGGCAAAAGGGGUUUAUGGUUGUAGUAGUUAUAUUCCAAAGAUUAGAACUUUAAGUUCCACCGGAUACCCUGGUUAGGCCGCGUACAUCUUAGUCAAAAUAAACAAGACUCAUCCUCCUUGGUAACUUGAAUAGGACAAAGUUAUUCGUUUAUCGAAAAUUUGUGAGUUAUUCGAGACAAAAGGGGUUUACGGUUUAUCUUCUAAAGAUUGCAACUUUAAUUUAGGGAUAUGAUUAAACACAUACUAAACAAGCUUCCAAAAAAAUCAUCUUCUAAAUCAUCACAUAAUGAUGAAGAUAUAGAUUUUGGUGCUAUAACUUCAUCAUCUAGUAAAGUUUCAAGCUCCAGCUCGAUUUCGAGUAAAUCGAAUGAUGAAGCGCGUAAUUCGAAUGUUAAGCCUGGUCAAGGGAAAAAGUCAGGUCCUGUUGUGACCCAAGUGGUGGAAGUAGUAAAUCAUGAUUCUUAUAUAGCAUUGCCUAGUUUUCGGGAGGUAUCAAGUUCAGAAAAACAGAAUUUGUUUAUCAAGAAGUUGAAUAUGUGUUGUGUAGUGUUUGAUUUCAAUGACGCUGUUAAGGAUUCGAAAAAAAAGGAUGUGAAGAAACAGACAUUGCUUGAGGUUGUUGAUUAUGUUUCCUCAGUUAAUUCAAAGUUUAAUGAAGUUACAAUUCAGGAGAUCACGAAAAUGGUGGCUGCUAAUCUAUUUAGGUCCUUGCCUAAUUUGAAUCACGAAAACAAAGUCUUGGAUUUGUAUGAUCAAGAAGAUGAUGAGUUUUAUAUGGAUCCUUCAUGGCCACAUCUGCAAGUUGUGUAUGAGUUCCUUCUUAGGUUUGUGGCUUCAUCGGAGACAGAUGCAAAGCUUGCCAAAAGGUAUCUUGAUCAUUCAUUCGUGUUGAAGUUGCUUGAUCUUUUUGAUUCAGAAGAUCAAAGAGAAAGGGAGUAUCUUAAGACAAUCAUGCACCGGAUAUAUGGAAAGUUCAUGGUGCAUCGCCCGUUUAUCAGGAAAGCCAUCAACAAUAUCUUCUAUCUUUUCAUAUUUGAAACAGGUAAGCACAAUGGGAUAGCCGAAUUGCUUGAGCUUUUGGGUAGUAUAAUUAACGGGUUUGCUUUGCCAUUGAAGGAAGAACAUAAGCUUUUUCUUGCCCAUGUUUUGAUCCCCCUUCACAAGCCCAGAAGUUUAUCGGUUUAUCAGCCGCAACUAUCAUACUGUGUUAGUCAGUUUAUUGAAAAAGACUCCAAGUUGGCCGAUAUGGUGAUUCGUGGUUUAUUGAAGUAUUGGCCUGUAACUAAUAGUUCAAAAGAGGUCUUGUAUCUAAGUGAAUUGGAGGAAAUACUUGAAGCUACACGGGCUCCGGAAUUUGAGAAGUGUAUGGUCCCUUUGUUUCGUCAGAUUGGUCAUUGCCUAAAUAGCUCACAUUUUCAGGUUGCAGAACGUGCACUGUUCCUAUGGAAUAACGAGCAUAUAAGGAAUCUAAUAACUCAAAAUCGCAAGGUGAUUCUGCCCAUUAUAUUCGCCCCCUUGGAGAAAAAUACUCAAGGUCAUUGGAACCAAGCCGUUCAAAGCCUAACUGUAAAUGUCAAAAAACUACUAUCAGAUGCCGAUCAAUUAUUAUUCGCAGAUUGCCUGGUCAAGUACCAAGAAUAUGAAACCAAGGAGAAGGAAAGACUAGCAAAGCGACAGUUGACAUGGAGCCGUCUGGAUGCCAUUGCAGCUUCCAGGAACGAGCCUAUGGUCAUCUCGAGGUUUGCCUCUUCUGUUACUAUCACCACUGUGAAUUAAUGAACUUGUGGCAGUUGAACGACCAACACCCUAUUGAAUUGACCCGUUGGUCAAAGUCGACUUUUGGGUUUGACCAGAUUGUCACAAAAUCUGGAGAACUUUUAUGAUUUUUUUGAUCUAGAAGCAAACAAUAGUUAAAUCUAGGGAUAGAAAUCAAGACUUUAUUCUCCUAGUUUUAUUUUGUUUUGUUUUUGGACAAUAUCUUUUCAUUUGUAUCAUAUUGUGUUUGUGAUAUAAAAUUACUGUGCAAUUUGAGAUAAA
Molecule: messenger RNA, 2523 nt
Organism: Erigeron canadensis
Lineage: Eukaryota; Viridiplantae; Streptophyta; Magnoliopsida; Asterales; Asteraceae
Product: serine/threonine protein phosphatase 2A 59 kDa regulatory subunit B' gamma isoform-like
Exons: 2
Coding region: 715-2262 (515 amino acids)
Biological process (GO): signal transduction
Cellular component (GO): protein phosphatase type 2A complex
Molecular function (GO): protein phosphatase regulator activity
Source: RefSeq, a predicted model, not a curated record